UUUAUAAAGAAUAACUGUAAAUGAGUUGUAUCAUCAUCACUCAUCAGAUCUCCACCUGAACAAUAUUUAAUUUGAGGGAACAAAAGUGGCCUUUCACGACUGAAACCAUUGUUGAACGCCAAACAUCUUUUUCCGUUUGUAUUUUAGUGCUCUUUUCCCCCAAUUUAUAUCAUGUGUAUUUUGAAGAGACGUGUGUGAAUUCUACUGCUGUGUAGAUAGAUAUAAAUAUCGCAGACCUCCGUCUCUACAGAUCUGAAAACUCCAUUGUUCAAGAUUCAAGCAACCUGAACCUCCCCACUAAUCUCUUACAAUCAUUGAAGCUCAAUCACUGUGUGUUUCUGUUUGUAAGCCUCGAAAGAUCAUGGUAUUUCAAAACGAUAACAAGAAUUCAGAAGCAAGUUCAUCAUCCCAUGUGUUGAAUCUCCCAAGAGAAACAUCCCCACUUCUCAAUUCAAAAUCCCUACAUCAAUCCUCCCAAUUCAAGACUUUCGCUAAUGUUUUCAUUGCCAUCGUCGGCGCCGGCGUCCUCGGCCUCCCUUACACCUUCAAACGCACUGGAUACGCCACCGGAACCCUCACUGUAUUCGCCGUCGCGUACUUCACCCAACACUGUAUGAUGCUGCUCGUCAAAACCCGACGGAAACUCGAAUCACUCAACGGAUUCUCCAAAAUCAAUUCCUUCGGAGACCUCGGCUUCGUCGUCGCCGGCCCCAUCGGCCGGUCAUCCGUAGACAUAAUGAUCGUCCUUUCUCAAGCUGGAUUCUGCGUAAGUUACCUCAUUUUCGUCUCCAACACCCUGGUUAACAUCUUCAAUUUCACAUCACCAUCAAAUCCCACAACCCCCAACAUUCUAGGGUUAUCAGCCAAAACAUUUUACAUCUGGGCAUGUUUUCCCUUCCAAUUAGGGUUAAACUCAAUUCCAACAUUAACCCAUUUAGCCCCUUUAAGCAUAUUCGCAGACGUAGUAGAUCUCGGAGCCAUGGGUGUGGUUAUGGUGGAAGAAGUGAUCAUCUACCUGAAUUCUAGCCCAGUUUUGCAAGCAUUCGGUGGGUUUUCUGCGUUCUUUUACGGAAUCGGAGUAGCAGUUUACUCUUUCGAAGGGAUUGGAAUGGUAUUACCAAUAGAAACAGAGAUGGAAAACAAGAACAAGUUUGGUAAAGUGUUGGGUAUAACAAUAGCUUUCAUUGCUAUAAUGUUUGCAUCUUUUGGUAUAUUUGGUUACUUUGCAUUUGGUGAUGAAACAAAAGACAUAAUCACUACAAAUUUAGGGCAAGGGUGGUUAAGCUCCGUGGUUCAAUUGGGUCUUUGUUUGAAUCUGUUCUUCACUUUUCCUAUAAUGAUGAACCCUGUUUAUGAAGUUUUCGAGAGGAUGUUUUGUGAAGGGAGGUAUAGUUUAUGGGUGAGAUGGGUUACUGUUUUAGUGGUGAGUUUAGUGGCUCUUUGUGUGCCUAAUUUUGCUGAUUUCUUGUCUUUAGUGGGUAGUAGUGUUUGCAUUGUGUUAGGGUUUGUGUUGCCUGCUUUGUUUCAUUUAAUGGUGUAUAGAAACGAGUUGGGUUGGAUUGGGUGGGUCAAAGAUGGAGCCCUUGUUGUUUUUGGUGCACUUUUGGCUAUUAGUGGUACAUGGAGUUCUUUGUUAGAGAUUCUUGGAGCUAAAGCUUAAAGGAGAAAAUUGUCAUUUCAUCAUUAAGUCAACAAAGUAGUCAAAAGAUGAGGCGAUGAGAUUUUUGAAUGAAGAUUGAAGGAGCAAGUGAAAUGGUGUGUGUAUGUUUUUGUGGAUAUGUAUGGGGUUAUAUACAUACAAUAAUGUCCUUUGGUUUGAUCUUGGUUCAUGAUUGUGAAUCAUUUGAGUCAUGAUUGAGAGAUGAUACCAAUGCAAUGCAAUGUCAUGUUUGAAUGAUUGGUUGCAUGAAGGUAAAGUUUGUAUUUUGUUACAUUACUUACAUAUAGCAAUUUUAUAUUAUAAUGUGUUUGUUGUGAAGGCUCUUUGUUAUGGGAGGUGUUUGUUUUGUAUUGGCAUGUAUUCUUCUGCGCAAUAAUUGCAUUUUCAUGUAUUAAUUGCAAGUUUUUAAGCAAUUUUUUGGUGAUAUAUGUACUUGUGUAUUGUUGUUAUUACUAUGAACUAUUGAUGUCAUUGAUUA
Lactuca sativa (garden lettuce) is the source of this 2138-nucleotide messenger RNA. Its product is annotated as amino acid transporter AVT3C. Lineage: Eukaryota; Viridiplantae; Streptophyta; Magnoliopsida; Asterales; Asteraceae. The record is from RefSeq and is a predicted model, not a curated record. Gene Ontology annotation, cellular component: vacuolar membrane. Gene Ontology annotation, biological process: amino acid transmembrane transport; neutral amino acid transport. Gene Ontology annotation, molecular function: L-amino acid transmembrane transporter activity; neutral L-amino acid transmembrane transporter activity.